AGGGAUCUUCGUCAGGAGGCGACGGCGGCACUGCUGUGACAUCACCCCGCGGCUUAUAUAGUUGGGGAAGGGUCUGUGUCCCCCGUCUGGUGCCUGCAGCCGCCCGACAGCACGCGUGCGGAGGGCGUGGAGCAGCGGGGCUCUCUCUGUCUGUCUCUCUCUCUCUCUCUCCGUCUCUCCUCAGGAUUUAUGGACUUUACUUUCUAGAGGGCGGCGCGGUAAGGAUGAGAGUCCAGCUAGUGUGCGUGGUGCUGCUGGCCCUGGCCUCCUGCAGCCUCUGCUCAGAUUCAGAAGAGGAAAUGAAAGCAUUAGAAGCAGAUUUAUUGACCAAUAUGUACACAUCAAAGAUUAACAGAGCAAAACUUCCUUACUGGAAAAUGACCCUGCUAAAUGUCUGCAAUCUUGUCAACAACCUGAACAACCAAGUGGGAGAGACAGUAGAGGUAGAUGAAGAGGAUCUCGUUUCAGGAAGACAGUUCCCCUCUCCUCUGGAUGGCUUCAGCUUGGAAGCAAUGCUGACAGUAUAUCAACUCCAAAAAUUUUGCCACAGCAGAGCCUUUCAGCAUUGGGAGUUAGUUCAGCAAGAUGCUUUUGAUCUAGAGAACUCAAGCCAAGAAAAAGAAAUAAUGAAGAGAAAAAAUCCCUAUAUUCUGAAACGGCAGCUACAUGUGAACAAAGCUAGAAGACCAUACAUACUCAAGAGAAGUUCAUAUUACUGAUGCAGCAGAAGAAAACAAUGUAUAUUUAGGUUAUAGGUAACUGUGUAUUAUGGUUAUCUUAUCUAAAUCUAAAAUCAUACUUGUGUGAAAAUAUACUAUGGAAAAUCAAGAUGAUAACAUAGCUGUGUCUUUUUUGCAAUUGCUGUUUCUCGAUUGUGAAUUUUUCCUACUUGAGAUUAAUUGGACUAAUACAUUUGCAAAUAAAACUAGUUUUUAAGCAUGAUGUAUUGUACGAAACUGAGAUUUCAAUAUACUUACAAUAAUCUUGUAGUCUUCUCCAAUCUUAUAAAGGACUCCACCAAAACAUCAAGGAAAUUGAUAUUGACCAUAAAUCCUAUUGAGAAUCUUACAGUUUCUUAAUGCAACAUGUCAAACGUAUAUAUGCUUGCAAUUUUUUUAUAAUAUGCUAGUAAGAACUGCCACAGUAUUUUAUGUAUUGGCCAUUAAUUUAUUAGGGAAUAGGUCUAAGGAAGUAAGGGAAUACUAUCAACUAACUGUUAAAUGGCAACUUCAAAAUUAAUAUUUUAAAUAGUCUGCUUGUAAGUGAAUUUUAAGUUCUUGACUUCUAACUUGCCACUAAAGACUAAUUAUUUAGGAAAGCAACACAUAAUGAGACUUUUAAAAAGUAUGCUAGUGGAAACAAACCUAGAUGUGCUUCAGAGUCUUGUAUAUCAGUAACUAAAUAAUUUAUUAAAUCACUAAAAGAAUUUACGGUGUUUACCUUAUCUAUGCAUGCUCAGAAAAAAAAAAAAAGACAAAAGCUAAUUCAUGUCCCAGUGUUGUCACUGUUAAAAAAUCAAAAUAGUAAUCUGAUUACAUGAGAAACUUGGGGAAGUAUUCAAAAGAUGAAUUGAAAUUAGAACAUCUUAAAGUUACAAUUAAAAGGCAUUUGCUUUCCUUACCUCUACAAUUUUGUAAUAAUAGUCAAUGUCAAUGUUUAAGACAGUCUUGGAGGCUAAUUGAGAGGGAAGUUUACAGAAUGGGAAAAAUUGUUAUCAAGCGCAAGGAAUCAAUUUCCACCUGGAAAGUUACACAUUUUCCAGCUCUGUGGUGUGUGCAUAAGACUGGGAAUCUCAAUGAUUCUGAGUUCCAGUCUGGAGGAGAACAGCCUGAAAGGACUGGGGGCCACAGCAACUAUAAAAAUAGAGGGAUAGUGCAAGCCCUAUGAAGCCUGGAUGCUCAAACCAAGAGGUAAAAUGGGACAGACGUUGUUUUUGAAAACUUGCCUGUUUCCUGGCUGAAGUAUUUUCUCAAAGUAAUUCUGCAAAAACAAACAGAUAAAUAACCCCCCCGAACUACCCCCUAAACCCAACAAUUUAAAAAAACCCAAAAAAACAAAAACACUCUCACCCUCCCCCCUCCAAAAAAAAACCAGACCCAAAAUCAAAAACCAAAAACUCUGAGAAUUUCAAAAUCCUCUCACAGAUUAGAUUUUCUGCCAAUUAUUAUUAAAUGUAUACAGGGAUAUGCAUAGAAAGAACAUACCCAUACCAAUGGUUAUACCAACUUUGUUAGAAGGGGAGGGAUGGGGUUUUUUUGCAGUAAAAUUUAUUUUCACUGUCUUAAAACUAAUUAUAUUUCCUUUUCUCAGUGCAAAUGUUAUUAAUCAGCUUCUUCAUUCAAUACCCAUUAAAUGUAUGCACUGACAAGAUAUAACUGAGCAUACAGUAAUUAUUGUAAUAAUCACUAUGACUUGAAUACACCAAAGCACUUAAGCACAUUCAGUCUCAGUAUUUUAAAUGCUAAAUGUGCUUCAGGGCUUUGCUUAAAUAAGGUUCUAGUAAACUCAUACCCUUCACUUUUUUCACAAAACUGUCAUAUAAUUAGACUGGAAACCCAGUAUGGUCUCAAGUGGCUAACAUUCUCUUUCCAACAGACCUAUAAGAUGCCUAGUCCUAUUGUGGUUAUUUUACAUUCUAAAUUAUCUUUUGGUCUGAAAUUACAAAGCAGAACAGAGGUUGUUCCAAAAUUCACUGCUAACAGUAUAUAAGGAAAAAAAAUAAAAAGAGACUUCAGAUUGUUUUUUCAUGAGAAACACAGAAGAAUAAGACAAAAAAAUAGGUUGCCAUUAUAUUUUUCUCUCUUGCUCAGUGUAAGAGUAUAAGAGCUAAGAAAAAAAAAAGUAAGGUAAGGUAAUAUGGUCUUCAUAUCUUCAAUGUACACUUUUCAAAAACAAAACCACCCUUCCAUGUUUCAUUUUAGGGGUGAUUUAGAUAUUCAGGGUGAUGACAGAGGACCUCAAAUGAUGAUAUUAACUGUUUCACCCUCAUCUAGUGCUCCACGCUCAAGCUGGACUUACCUUGUGACUGUGUACUUGAUCCUUGAAGAGCAGAGCUAACAGAUUAGUCAGACUGGCUGAAAAUGGCUUUAAAUAACCCAUUUCCUUUCAGCAGACUGUGAAUCCACACACAGCCAGCUAUUAUGUGUCACUGGAGGAGGCAGAGGCUAAAGCAUGUCAGGAAAGUCCAUCUUGUCAGGUGUCCCUAGUCUCUAAUGGAGGUGUCCAGGGACCUGUCAGAGGAAUGGCAUUCAGAGUGGCAGUCUGAACUAGAUAAGGAAACAAAAUCUAUAAUUGUAACAUGGUCAGUUAAGCUACAAAAGUCAAAGGUGGCAAUUCAGCUUUUUGAUCACUCAUGAAAAGCAAGAAUAGCAACAUUAAAAUAUUAGAAAACACACUUAAACCAUAGAAUUAAGCCAGGUGCACAGAGCUGUUAAACGAAAUUUUGAAAUCUGGGAGACCUUUAUUUGCUUCAAAUCUCUCACUUCCUCCACAUCAGGAGGAAGCUGUUGCUUCCUCCUGAUGACCUCUCUGCAGUGGAAUUGCAGCCUUCCUUUAGCCUUCACUUUUGGAUGAUGGUAGCAAAAAGAACCACACAAAAAAACCCAAGAAAGGCAUGCUUAUGCAUUUUUUUCUCUAUUUUGCACAUCUUUCAGUGAGAACCUUAGGGUGCUUACCUUGUCCCUAGCUGUGCAUUGCCUGUAAAAUCAAUGCUGUAUUUGCUGCAGCAAUGAGUGCUGAAUGAAGUUCAAGUAAGAGGAGGGUCUCACAGUAUGUAAAGCUAUUGAUUCAGAAAUUCAGACAGCUUCUUUUUUAUCCCUUCCCCUUCCCUUUUCCCUUUCCCUUUCCCUUCCCCUUUUUUUCAUGAAGCUCAUAAUUCCCUUAAGUUUAAAAAUAUUUUUUUGAAGAACAUUAAUUCAGAUUACAGCCUUGGCUUAAAGAAUGAUAUGGGAAAUUUUGUUUUAUAAAGGCAAUUAUUGAGAGAUGUUCUGUCUUUCUCCGUCUUUUCAGAGGAGCACAGUAUUCCUACAUAUUCAGUUGUUAAUUUUUUUAUGAAGGUCAUAGAUGAAUAAUUAUACCAAUUAUUCAGAAACUUCAUACUAAAUUAUUUCUUAACCUCCUAAAAUAUUUGAUAUAGUCAUACAAAGCAAUUGCAGAAACUUCUCAAUACUUUCUAAUGUAUAAUUAAGUAUACCUGAGAUUUACUUUGAUUUUUUACAUUUUUAAGGGUUCUAAUCCAUAAUAUUACAACUGCCCUAUACAAGAAAAGUAAAACAUAGAGAAAUUAAAAAUUUUAUCACUUCUGAAGCAUAUAGAAACGUUAUAAUAAUUUCUGUUAUCGAGGUUAAAUGUUAUCGUGGUGAUAGAGUAAGUCUUCAGUUCUUGAGUCUUGCUUGUGGUAUAUUAUAAAUUUUGCUGUUUUCUGUCUUUUAUAAAUGUAAACUUUGUUCUAUGUCUUAGGUAAGAAUUUAAUGGAUGUACUGUGAACAAAGUAGAUGAAAUGUUGAGUUUUCAGAUUAAGAGAGAUUUAAUUUUGCGAUGUGUGAUCAUGACUGUGCCUCAUACCCUAUUCCUAGUGAGCACACAUUGGACGCAUAAUUCGUUUGAUCUUUAUUCUUUUUCCCCAAGAUUAGUUAUCAGUUUGCACUAUAGGGUGUCAAAUUGAAAAUACAAGCCACCACUAUAAUGAUUGAGUUUUGGAGGGCAGAAAGAGAAGGAGGUUCUUCUGAAAUUCCCCAAGGUUCCAGACUGAUCAUUGAUGUUCUCGAUGUCCAAAAUAUCGGACUGACUGAAAGCAGUCAGAAAACUAGAGUUGCAGAGAACCUGCAAAAUAAAGUCUAAUGACUCUUGUGACAUAGUGAUAGAGUCAGAACGUGUAUCUCACUCUCCAGGAAUCAAAAAAAGUGUAAGGGAGGGAUUGACCUUCACAAGGAACCUGGGAAAUUAAAUUUUCAUUGCUACCAAAUCCAAGCACUCAGAAUUUGUGAGUGAGGCUGCAAAAACUUGCAAAUAGGUAGAUAGAUGACAGACAGAUACAUAGACAGAUAAGAAAUAAAUAUCUCUGAUUUCUAAAUAAAGUAAUACACACGUGCCAAAUAAUUUUUAUUUCUUUCCAUUUACUGGACUUCCAGCGACCGUCUGAAUCACAUUUCUAAGCACUUCUAUCAAGAGGUGCUAAAACACAUUUGUUAAUGUUUAUUGCUACUGAAAAUUGACAUUCUCAUCCAACCUUUUGAAUCCAGCAGAUGUCAGAUUAAGACACACAUAAAAACAUAAUGUUCAGGAUCAGAUUUUAAAAUUCAAAUCCAGGAUAUAUGGAUGGGCCUGCCAGACCAAACAAUCAGAUGGUGGAAAAGAAAGAGCUUUGUGGUACCUCAUUAGCUGGCAAGUUUUGACUGAACGACUUGUCUCAGGUGGCAAUAUGGGAAAAUGACAUGCAAGCCACCCAGGAACUUUGGGCUGCAUGUCAGCUAUUAAGAAAUAUAAAGCCUUCAGUUUCUGAAGUUUUUGGGAACUCUUAGUUUCCCAAGUAAGACUUGCUUUGUCUGAGUAGAUGAGAGUGUAUAGCUGAUGCCUCAGGGCAUGCCUCACUUCCUUUAUAUAGAAGGAAAAGAUGGGACUAUACAAAACUGGACUUGAAUUAUCAAGGAAUAGCAUUUGUCUGUUUGAAUUCCCAGUGGGUCAAGAACCAGUCUUUUUUGUCACGAAAGUUACAGUGCACUAUUAGUCUAGAACCAUUUCCUAUUUUAUUCUUGAAAAGCAGUUGUAGGAAUCUUUUGUAGGAUACAGUUCUCUUAUGAAUACAUAAAGGGCUUCUCAGAUUGUCUACACAUUGCUUUAAUGGAUGAAUGCCAGCAGCUUGAAGACCUCUGUCCAGGUGCUUAACAGUGUUAAUGGUAUGAGAAUGAAAAACUGUUGGACUUGUAUACCAGUGAAGCUGAUGUUGAGGAUAGACUGGGAACAUCCUAAAAGGCAAUCUUGACAUCAUUGUUGCAGCUUUUUCAGAUUCCUUAUUUAAAAAUCCAAACUGUAUAAUAGAUUUUCAUAAUCUAAUAUUUUAGAAUUUAAGACUGUUUUCCCCCCACAGAAAUUUAACUCAAAAUGUAAAAUAAAUGUGUACACAAAAAAGGAAAGACAGAAAGAAAGAAAGAAAGGAAGGAAGAAAGAAGAAGAAAGAAAGAAAAAAGAGGAAAGAAAGAAAAAGAAAGAGAGAAAGAAAAGAACUUAUAUGUGCUAAAUUGUGCAUUAUUUUCAUAAAGAAAGUUUUCCCAGAGCAAUAUGACUUGGGAAUCAUUUUAUCUGGAAUGAAUUGUAUGAUUCCUCCAAAACUUUUUUCCAAAACCAUUGUUUACGUGUAUUUAAAAAAACUCAACUUUCUAGAAUCUUGUAUUGUAAAGCCUUUUAUUGGGAUGCAAAAAAAAAGUCUUUUGUUGAAUGAAUAAUUUAAUCCCUAUGCUUAAAAAACAGUCAUUCUUGUCCUUAAAAA
Messenger RNA from Corapipo altera (White-ruffed manakin), 6484 nucleotides. It is a transcript of the gene NTS, whose product is annotated as neurotensin. Gene Ontology annotation, molecular function: neuropeptide hormone activity. Gene Ontology annotation, cellular component: axon terminus; extracellular region. Bases 225 to 719 code for a protein of 164 amino acids. The record is from RefSeq and is a predicted model, not a curated record. NCBI's taxonomy places the organism in Eukaryota, Metazoa, Chordata, Aves, Passeriformes, Pipridae. The transcript has 4 exons.